Toxoplasma gondii ME49 is the source of this 2464-nucleotide messenger RNA. Its product is annotated as Toxoplasma gondii family A protein. The record is from RefSeq and is a predicted model, not a curated record. Bases 414 to 1766 code for a protein of 450 amino acids. The transcript has a single exon. Lineage: Eukaryota; Apicomplexa; Conoidasida; Eucoccidiorida; Sarcocystidae.
CACGCACCGCUCCGGUUCAACGCAUUUCCGCAAGCGCGUCGCAGUUCGUUUGUAUUUUUAUUAUUCACGUACAACUUGUCACAUUCAGCUUCAUUUGACUUGCGAGGCCUGCCUCCAGACAAGCGGAAUUCAGUUUUGACUUCGCCUUCCGCUAUUGGGCAAGGUAACCUUUCCUUCUCUCUAGUGCAGCGCGGAGCCAGAAGGGCCACCUCGUGCGCUCCCUUUGUCCGUGAUAGAACGGCUAGGCGGCAUGUGCAUGUGACUUUCACCUGCUGCGGGCUGCAGUUGCGACUGCAUGGGAGAGCUGGCUCAAUAUGGACCUGUUUUACCUCGGAGUACCACCUAGAAGUUUAUUUGCUUUGUCUCAUCUUUGAACCACAACGCAUUCGUGCUGCGGGGAACGAAACACGUCGAUGAUGGAGCGGCAGGCGCUCCGUGCCGUGUUGCUGGCUUUCUUGGUGGCCACUGUGUUUGCUUCUGACGCCAGUGGGUCGGAGACCGAGCCAGACUUUACUAUUACUAUAAGCAAAACCGGCGUGAAGCAAGACACUGAGCAAACUUUUUCGCUGGGACCUUCCUCGAGUCUUCGGGUUGUCGACCAGAGCCACAAAGCGGUCCUUCUACCCGAAGCCGAAGAAGAGGCGGAGCACGACAGCCGCGCGUAUGCCUUUGAGAAUGGCCAGUGCAACUUCAAAAAAACAAUCGCCUACAGAGACGCAUUUCCCGGUUACUCCCAGCCACUCUGGGUCCGUUCCUCUUCUCAGGGUAUCGGGGUCGAACGGUCGCCCCCGGAGUCGGCGGCGUACUACACGUUCACGAAUCCUCCUGCUGAGUUUUUGAGUCAAAGGGUUAGUUUCUGUGUACGGUUCGCGACGCCUUCCGCUGGGACAACGUUGACUACUACCACGUCGCCAACGACGACAGCAGCGGAAAUAACAUCGAAGCCCGUAGAAUCAACUGAUAGCACGCCAUCUGACCCCCCCUCCAGUGAUGGCUCGUCACCUCCUUCUGGCGGCGAUUCAGACUCGUCGUCUGGGCCCGGCACGAACGACGGAUCUGGAUCUGGGACGCAUAACGAUGAAGGUUCGCCUGAAAGGCCAACGGGGCCAGGGCAAUCCUCGCCUGAUCCGCAGUCUCAGGCCCCACCACAAAACCAAGGGCCACCACAGCCUCCGGCACAAGAGGGGGCGCCGGAAGACCAUCGGCCUUCGACACCGGUGCAGCGUCCCGACAAUUCAUCAACGGAGCCGCCUACUCAAGGAGACAACGAGGAAGGUGUCACUGAACAAAGCGACAAGGAUAAAAAUGAGGAACUUGGUGAAAACAACGUUGACUCCACGGAGCACGGUGUUCCGUCAGCGGAGCCUGAAGCCGACUCGGAGCAGAAAGGGCCUGAGAGCGAUGCUGCCCAUCUACCUUCCUCGAAUGAUCAACUGAGUCAAAAUCAAAGUUUACCAGGCAUCAGUAACGGCGCAUCCCCUACCCCAACACAGGGCACGCCCGAGUUUGACGGGAAGGAACAGACUCAAGUUCAAACUCCCAGGUCGAACACAGCAACUCAGAGAAUGACUGUCGAGGGCGCAGCCCAAAACAAUUCUGCUGCUGAGGGCAGCACGCGCUUGAGACGGCUCUCUGAUGCAGACACUUCAGCAGUGAAGUAUCUGACGAUUGUCGUGCACUCCAGCGCUUGCGGUUUGGCAGCCGCAACGUUGUCAGCCUCAGCUGCUUUGUUGUCCAUACUUGCGUCCCUUCUUUCCACCUCUUAGUUAAGGCAAGGAAUAGAGUCGAUUCCGGUGCGUCACAAGUCAGUCGGCCGAGAUGUUAAUGCGCGCCCCGUCACGCCUCGGUAGUGAUUCGUGGAUCCACCUAAAGAGAUGUGCCCUGGUACGUCGUCGAUCGGCACUGCCAAUGCCUCUCUUGAAGCUAUCAAAAAGUGGGCCAUGUAUCUCAAACAAAUAAAUUAUAUUCGACGCUAGUCGGUUAGUCGGCUCCCCGUCGACAUGAAAGUGGGCAGCUGGAACCUCAGAUUUGGUGCGAGCAUGAGGGAAUUAUGGAGUCGCUCGUGCGACUGUCUACAGCGCUGCCUCUUGUGACUGGUGUUUCUUCUACAUUGCUCACGUUGGCCAAAUUGUGGUUCAUUUGGGAACGCUAACGAGGAAGAUCACAGGAUCAUCCUACGGCAGGGUCCUUCGACCGUUUUUGGACGCCUUGUUGACUGAUGACGGUGGUAACGAGCAGGAAGGAUGUCGUAGUCGUCGAUAUCGACUAGGUAAAUACAGGGGAGACCGGGACGACAACGUGUUGGAGAGCUUUGCUCAUGGCCACGGUGCGGGUCCAGACGUGUGGACAAUGUGUUCGUGCACACUGCUGGUUACACGCCCUCCCAAAUAAUUGUUUCAUGCUGUCUGAAGUUUUCCGGAAUGCUGAACAAGUUCGAACUUUGGCUUAUGAUACACUUUACCAU